This is a messenger RNA of Topomyia yanbarensis, 1007 nucleotides long. Its product is annotated as general odorant-binding protein 83a-like. Gene Ontology annotation, molecular function: odorant binding. The record is from RefSeq and is a predicted model, not a curated record. Lineage: Eukaryota; Metazoa; Arthropoda; Insecta; Diptera; Culicidae. The transcript has 2 exons. Bases 33 to 476 code for a protein of 147 amino acids. Gene Ontology annotation, biological process: sensory perception of smell.
CUGGGUACAGGAGAGAAACCUAAUUACAAAAAAUGUCCCCAACACGCGGGAUAUCUGUGACGAUAGCGGCCUUCUAUUGUGCGUUGCUGAUUGCAGUUUCUCCACAACGAGCACCAGAUUUUCCUCCAGAAUCGUUAAUCGAAUGGACGGCAGAUCAGCAUCGGGCCUGUGUCGAUGAGACCGGUGUCAGCGAGGCCUCAAUUGCUCGUUUCAACGGGGUGGAAAUUUUCGACGAUGACGUACAGCUCAAAUGCUACAUGGAAUGCAUGUUCCGCCAGUUUAACGUCACCAAGCCGGACGGUGAUGUGGACAUGAUUGGGGUGUACCAUGCAAUUCCGAAGCAGCUAAAAACGGUUGCCCUGAAGGUCUACAACAAGUGCCGUGACGUUGUGGAUGGCGGAACCCUUUGCGAGCGAGCCUUCUCUCAUCACAAAUGUUGGAAGCAGACCGAUCCGGAUCACUACUAUCUUUUCUGAGCAGAUUGCGUCGGUGAAACAAUUCUGAUUUUUUAAACUAACCUCGGAGUUAUUACUAAAAUACAACUUUAUGAAAAUAUUAGAUAUUUUUCCGCUAACUAGAAGAACGACCACUUUGUUUUCAACAGAUGGAGAUGGCUUUUGGUCACGGUUUUAGCAAAUAUUAUUUUAUUUUGUCUAUCGCCUACGUUUCAAAGGUCUACGCCUUCAUCUUCAGGGCCGGUUAAAACGGUUAAAAUAAUAUCAUAGUCAAGGAAUGUUCCAUGUUCAGAAUCACUUGACCAUCAUAUUAUUGUAACAGUUUUUUGCCCUGAAAAUGAAGGCGUAGGCGAUAGACAAAAUAAAAUAAUAUUUGCUAAAAACGUGACCAAAAGUCAUUGAACAUCGUUGAAAAGAUUUACUACAAAGAAUACAAUAUAAUAGGAUGCGUUUAUACGGCUAAUUUUAUCAAUAACUGUGGUAAUCUACUCAUGAACUACUUUUCCACAAUUGGUGUAAAGUUUGCAAAGAUCCAUGAAUUACUUACCUCCU